Messenger RNA from Entamoeba dispar SAW760, 2421 nucleotides. RefSeq lists its product as uncharacterized. The transcript has a single exon. Bases 1 to 2421 code for a protein of 806 amino acids. NCBI's taxonomy places the organism in Eukaryota, Evosea, Mastigamoebida, Endamoebidae. The record is from RefSeq and is a predicted model, not a curated record.
AUGUUAUUAUGCUGUAUCAUAGAAAAUGGUGUAGAUAAUAUAAUUUAUAAAAAGUUCAUUAAAUUCUGUCCAGAGUUUCUUAAUAACAAAGAAUAUAGAGAGGUAUUUAAUUCAUAUAUUAAAACUAUUCAAGGGGUUGUUUUAAAAAGUCAAGGGAUAGAAAGUGUAAUAAUUAAUAAUGAAGGGUAUUCUAAUAGAACCGAUUCAAGAACUAUAAGAGUGAUUUGGAUAACUUUACUUUCUUGUAUUCAACAACCUCAAUUACCAAAACGUAUUCAAGAAAUGAAUAGUAUAGAAAUAAUAGAAUUUAAAAGUAUGAUAGAAAGUUUAAAUGAGUGCAAUAGAACUUUAUUUAUUGAGGCAAAUACUAGUAGAACAAUGAAAGUUAAAACAAUUCAUAAAUUAUAUUCACCAUUAUUUUUUUAUACACAAACUCUAAUUAGUAAAAAUGAUAAUAAAGGUAUUAUUGGGAAUGAUGUCUAUGUAAAGAAUAACUCAACAAUGAUUUCUUUUUAUACAUAUAAUAUUAAAUAUGUUGUUAGUGAUAGAGAAGUAUUUUCUGGAAUGAUACAUUAUCUACUUCAAGGAUUAAAAAAUAAAAAUAAUGAAGUUGUUAUUCGUUUAUUACAAAAUAUUUCAGAUGGAAUUGAGUGUGUUGGAGUAAGAGAGAGAUUGUGUUAUGAAACUCUAAUAGAAGUUUUUCAAACUAUCUUAAAUAGGAUGAUUGAUAUUGUUCAAAAGAGUAAUAGAGCAGAAGACCUUAAAUCAAUUUUAUGUGUUUUAGGAUCAUUAAAAUUCUAUCACCCGAAGUUAGUUACAAUUAAUGAUAAGAGGAUUGGAGAAUUAGUUGAAACAUAUUAUAUUUUGAUUAUAAAGUUAAUGACUAAAUGCACUAACGAACCAAUUCAACAAGAUCAAUAUUUCAAUGUUAUUGGGACAUAUAUUGAAGAUUUUAGUUCUAUACAAAGAAGAGAGAUGGCACAAAUUUUAAUUCAAUUUAUCAUUGCAAUGAAUGACCAUGAAGGGCUUAUUCAUAAAAUGAUAGAAGAAAGUAUUAAAAUAAAAAAGGUUUUUGAAAGCAAAUGGAAUUCCUUAUUAAAUGUUUUAAGUAUUGUUUGUACUACACUUUAUGUUAUUGAAGUGGAUCCAAAUAAAAAAUUAGGUGAAUUUAUUGAGAAAGUAGUUCAGUGCAUUACAUUGAUCAUAAUUAAAUUAAAAUCCUUAUUAACACGAGGGUUAAUGAUCAAAUAUCUUCAUUUAUUAAUUACACUUGUUACACUAACUCCAGAAGUAGCAACCAAACACUUUACUGAAAUAACAAAAUUGUUUAAUGGAAUAGUGUCAUGUAAUUGUACAAGGGACGAAAUUGAUAAUAUGUAUAAAUAUUAUUUAUAUUAUUUUUACAAAGCAGGAAAUAUGAGUAUUAAUGAAGAUGAAAAAGAAUUAAUCAAAAAAGUCGAUAUGGAACAAGUUAGAGUUUUUGGAAGUAAGGAUAGGUUAAUUACAAUUAUCGACCAAAAAGAUGGAAGUGCACAGUGUGUUGUUAGAAAUUGGACUGGGACUCAUUCAAUUAAAAUUCGAGGAACAGUUUUAGAAAAGAAAGAAGUUGAAGGAACUUGGGAAAGAAAAGAAUUACUUAUUAAAGGGACUGAAAAUGGAGAGGUACCACAAACCAUCAAAGAAUAUCUUGAAAAGAAGCAUAUUAAAGUUAUAAAAAAAGACCAAAUGGUUAUCAGUAUUCAGAAAAUAGAAGAACAUAAGAGUGAACCAGAGAAGAGAUGGAACAAUUCAACUAUAUCAACAAAUAUUUAUAAUAUGAUAGGACAGAAAGAAGAAAAGUGUAUUAUGUUUGAGAAAGAAGAAUUAAACAAGUUUUAUAAAGAAGCACCUACAAUAAUUAAAUUAAAUAUCAAAUGUAAGAUAGUCAAUGAGAAGUUCAAUGAAAUAAUGAAAGGAAUGAAAGAAGGAGAAGAGAAAGAAGUUUUUGAUGAGAUGUUAGGGACUAAAAUAAUUUUUCGAGAGAAUAGUUUUUGUGGUAUCAAAAGAGUAGGAUUAGCAGAGUUUGAAUAUUCAAAUAAAAAAGGAGAUUGUGUAAUAUACAUUAACGCUGAAAAAGAAGGAAAGACUGAUGAAACAUAUUGUAUAAUUAUUAAAGAAGUUGUUGGAGGGAUCUAUACGGCAAUCAUAGAAAAAACAGGAAAUAAUGAAUAUAUCCAAACAGGUUAUAAACAUCCAUAUUCAAUUAUUUCCUCAGUUGAACGAGAAUUGACUAAUUUAGUUAUUGAAAAUAAUACAGAUAUAUUAUUUAUAAACACUAAACAAUUUAAAGCUGUCUCAGAAGUUGAUCUUAAUCGUGGAAUAAAUGCAUUGGAAGGAUCUAUAUUAUCAAGAGAAUAUGCAAAGAGUAUUAAUGAGAAAUAA